This is a messenger RNA of Astyanax mexicanus (Mexican tetra), 5872 nucleotides long. It is a transcript of the gene tyw1, whose product is annotated as tRNA-yW synthesizing protein 1 homolog (S. cerevisiae). Lineage: Eukaryota; Metazoa; Chordata; Actinopteri; Characiformes; Acestrorhamphidae. The record is from RefSeq and is a predicted model, not a curated record. The transcript has 16 exons. The coding region runs from base 204 to 2387 and encodes 727 amino acids. Gene Ontology annotation, biological process: wybutosine biosynthetic process. Gene Ontology annotation, molecular function: 4 iron, 4 sulfur cluster binding; FMN binding; catalytic activity.
CGUCCCAUAAUUCCGCCUUCAUCACAAACAACAUGGCAGCGUCCUUCAGUGUGUGACUGUCUCUGAGUUUAGCGAGCUGUGUGAGCUUCAUACAGCAGUUCACACAGGGUUAACUGUGAUGACUGAGUUCUGACAGCCUUUAGUUUUUAAUCCGGAUACUUUAACAGCGUUGAUAUUCCCUCCUUCUGCACUUUAUCGCCGAAAUGUCAGGGUUGGUGGACGGUGCUUGGAGUUACACUGAGGGAUGGCUUUGGAUGGUGUGGCAGAGCCGGCUGUACGUCUACACUGCUGCAGCUGUUCUGUUGGGACUAUGGCUUACAGUAAACAUGACCCUGAAAAAGAAAAAGACGGUCCUCACUUCGAGCCCCCCGCUCAGCAAAUCUGAGAAAAAGAAGGAAAAGCUUCCUGAAAAAGAGAAAGUUAUCCAUGUUGAAGGUGUAAGGAUCUUUUAUGGGUCACAGACUGGUACUGCGAAGGGCUUUGCCAGAGAGCUUGCAGACGAUGCCCGAGCCGCUGGAUUCCAUUCAGAGGUUUUUGAUAUGAAAGAUUAUGAUCCAGAUGACCGGUUGUCAGAUGAGUGCACAAGCAAAAUGAUUUGUGUGUUUCUCGUGGCCACGUAUACUGAUGGAAAACCCACAGAGAACGCUGAGUGGUUCUGUAAAUGGCUCGAAGAGGCAUCCACAGACUUCCGAUACGGCAAAACCUACCUGAAAGGAAUGAGAUACGCAGUCUUUGGGCUUGGGAACUCUGAGUAUGUUGGCCAUUACAAUACGGUGGGUAAAAACGUGGAUAAGUGGCUGUGGGCUCUCAGCGCCAGUCGGGUCCUGAGCCGGGGAGAGGGCGACUGCAACGUGGUGAAAAGCCGUAACGGCAGCGUCCAGGCCGACUUCCAGGCCUGGAAGGCAAAGUUCCUGACCCGCCUGCAGGCCCUGGCCAGGGGAGAGAAGAAGGCGUGCAGCGGAAAGUGCAAGAAAAGCUCCUGCAAGAACAAGAAGGAGCACCAGCAGGAAGCUGUGGAUGAACACCAAGAAAAGCACAGUUCAGAGGAACUGUUCGAGUCUAGCAGUGAUUCAGAGUCUGCUGGCGAGGAGGAGAAGGCUCAUGGCUCGGUCAUCGACAUGGAGGAUCUCGGAAACGUCAUGAACCACAUGAAGAAAGCCAAGAAGCAGAGCGAGGAGGAGUCUCAGAGGGGAAAGCUGUCCAAACUGAAUGGAGUGAUGAAGACUGAGGGAGAGGAGGAGGCAAGGGAGAUGAUCACCCCUGCACUGAGAGAAGCACUUACCAAACAAGGAUACAAAUUAAUUGGAAGUCACUCUGGAGUGAAGCUUUGUCGCUGGACCAAGUCAAUGCUGAGAGGCAGAGGAGGAUGCUAUAAGCAUACGUUCUAUGGGAUAGAGUCUCAUCGCUGUAUGGAGACCACGCCAAGUUUGGCCUGUGCCAACAAGUGUGUUUUCUGCUGGAGACACCACACAAACCCGGUGGGCACCGAGUGGCGCUGGAAGAUGGACCCGGCUGAGAAGAUCCUACAGGAGGCAGUGGAGAACCACCAGAACAUGAUCCGUCAGUUCAGAGGUGUGCCGGGUGUACGUCCUGAGCGUUUUGAAGAAGGCCUGACUGUGAAACACUGUGCUCUGUCUCUGGUGGGUGAGCCCAUCAUGUACCCAGAGAUCAACGCCUUCCUGCGCCUCCUCCACCAGCGCCACAUCUCCAGUUUCCUGGUUACCAAUGCACAGUUUCCUGAGGAGAUCAGGAGCCUGGUGCCAGUUACCCAGCUGUACGUCAGUGUAGAUGCCAGCACUAAAGACAGUCUGAAGAAAAUUGACCGUCCGCUCUUUAAAGAUUUCUGGCAGAGAUUCCUGGACAGUCUGAGGGCCCUCGGUGAGAAGCAGCAGCGCACAGUGUACCGGCUGACCCUGGUGAAGGCUUGGAAUGUGGAUGAGCUGAAGGCCUAUUCUGAACUCAUAGCUCUAGGCCAGCCUGACUUCAUAGAGGUCAAGGGAGUGACCUACUGUGGAGAAAGCUCCGCCAGCAGUCUGACCAUGGCUAACGUGCCCUGGCACGAGGAGGUCAUUCACUUUGUGCAGCAACUGGAAAACCUGCUUCCGGACUACGAGAUAGCCUGUGAGCACGAGCACUCCAACUGCCUGCUCCUCGCCCACCACAAGUUUAAGGUGGAAGGCGAGUGGUGGACGUGGAUAGACUAUGAGCGUUUUCAGGAACUGAUCCAGCGGUACGAGGACAGCGGAGGCGCUGAGACCUUCUCGGCUCUGGACUACGUGGCCAAGACUCCGAGCUGGGCCUUGUUCGGGGGAAGAGAACGAGGCUUCGACCCUUCAGACACACGUUUCCAGAGGAAGAACAAGACCAAAGAUAUCUCAGGGUGCUGAUGGACAGUGUUCUCCUGCAGUUGUACCAUCACUUUUUGAUGUCUGUAUUAGAUCUUUUAUCUUGGUGUUGAGGACAUGUCUCAGAUUAUUGUGCCUCUAGGUUUUUUUUCUUGGAUCAUUUCUUUCUUCUCCGUGUUCAUUUCAAGAGACCAGGUCAGUCUAGAUCAGUGUUUCAUAUAACUUAUAAAGCAGCGUACCACCUACGAUCAAACCAACACAUUUAAGUGUUAACCACCUACUAAAGCUAUACUGUGUGGGCCUUACCCACUUUUACCCUCCCACAAUCUAAAAAAUAUUGAUUAUUGUUUAUUUUAAAUGCAGUUUUCCUACUGAGACAAAAUAUAAAACAACCUAAAGUUAUUAUAUUUUGUUCCCAUUUACAGUAUGUACAGUGUGUAAAAAACAGAUACUGCUGAAAAACGUAAAACAUUUACCACCAUAAGGAGCCUGUCAGUGUUUACAUUUAGUAACAAAUGAUCACUUUGACUUUUUUGAGGUUAAUCUGUCAAAGAGAAAUUGUCAGCAUUUUAAAGGCAAAUCAUUUUAGGCAUGUUUCAUUAACACAAUCAAUUUAAUGCUAUCUUUCUUAAACAACACUUUAAAACUAUUCUUUUUUUGUAAUUACAUUUCCAAAUCUCUCUAUAGUAUCAAGGUCAUUUAAUAAAAUAACCAGAAUCACUGCAGCAGGUGCCGGAGUGUGCAAGGUACAGUAUGUAAAGUGCAGACACUGCUGAAAAACGUAAAACAUUUAGGAACCUGUCGGAGUUUACAGUUUGUAAAUAAUGAUCACUUCGACUUUUUUAGGCAUCUUUAAUCAAUUAAAUGUAACAAUAUUUAGUCAUUCGCAUCGUAACAGCUUAUAAUUAUACAUUUUUGUAAUUAAAAGUUUCUGCAAAUGAUUGAUUAUUUUUUGCUGUAAAUGCAGUAUACCUACUAAUACAUGCAAUAAAGCUUGAGAGAAUAGGGAGUAGUAAUGGCAUCCCCUUAAAUUCUAGACUAAUUAUUGUGCUAUUAUCGUAUUUUUCACACUGUAAGAUGCACCUGAUUUUAAGGCGCACUAUCAAUAAAUGUCCAUUUUCUGGUCUAUUUUCAUACCGGAUUAUAAGGCGUAUUUUGUGUGACACUAGUAAAUACUAGUAGGAACAGGGGUGUCGUCAAGUUUUCCUUCUAAUUCAGCAGGUAAGCUAAGCUAAGUUAUGAAACGAAACUGUAAUUCUUAAAAAAAAAAAAAAAAACACAUUUCAGAUGAGUCAGACAAGUCAGUGCUGGAUGUUAAUCUACACAGAUUUCUCUCCUAAAAAAAAAAAUUGGGUGAGUAAAGUGCUUCCGUUUAUUUACAGUAAGCUUAGAUUCCCAGAUUUCCACUAAAGCUGCACCAUAAGCAUUAGCGGAUAACCACUAGUGGUUAGUGGCUAAUGUUGCCCAAAAGCGCUACACUGAGGAGCCCUGAGUGUUCCAUUAAACCAGGGUGAUAUUAGCUAGCAGUUCAUCCUAGGGACCUUGUUUUAACAUAGUAAACGCACAGGCUACAGUCCGAUAGUACUCCCCUCUGAAUGACGAAAGAGCUAGCGCUGCGGUUAGCAGUAAUGCUAAUGCUGUUUCAGCAAUGCUAGCCAGGAUUACUGCGGUUAGCAGCUAAUGCUAAUAAUGCCGGAGAACUAAACUGAAACUCCUGUAUAAUGCUGCACUUUAGCGGAGUGAUUUUACUGCUUAAAACCUUAAUGUCUGAAGAAUUCAUACAUAAGGGGCAUUGAUGAUUUUUGGGAAAAUUAAAGGAUUUUAAGUGCGCCUUAUAGUGCGAAAAAUAUGUAUAUGUAUAAAUAUAUCAUACAGUAACGGUUGUUUUUGUGAAUGGUGGAGUUCCACAAGGUUCAUUUGUAGGACCUAUGAAUUUUUAAAUAACUGAAGUGAAGUUUUAUACAGAAUCCACCAGGUUAAACACUAAACACAAACAAAUCUAAUGCUGUGGAAUGUUAGAUUAGAGGCUAAAAUGUUUUAAAUUUCGAUUUCGAUUAAUAUUUUUGAGCAUACAUUAAAUGUUCUGAGGUUAUCAAAUGUUCUGGUGGACCACCACAGUUUGGGAACUACUGCUCUAGCAUAUCAAAAAUCAGUUUGUGCUAUCUCUGCACGUGCUCAAAACAGCUGCUCAAGAUUUUCCAAUAUCUUUUUUCAGAAAUGUCAGCUAUUUGAUUUUUAAAACAUGUCCUGGUAUUUUAAAUCCUGGUACUUUUGCUGGUGGACUUUUGCUGCUGCUUCACUGUCUCACUCUCCCACCUCUGCCCUCAGACUGCUGAUUCAGAUCCUUAUUAGCAGCAGACGUCACCUCAGAGGUCCAGCUUCAGUCUGGUGGGAACUGUGAAGAAAAGAAGCUCCAUUUCCUCAGUCCCCUAUUUAAUUAGAGCAGUGAUACUCAAACUGUGGUACGGGUAAUACUGGUGGAACUCAAAGCAUCUCAGGGUCCUACAGUAACUAAAUUAACUCAGAAUACAAUUCAGCUUUUAUUAAAAUAUUAAGGAAUGUAGUGUAUUAAGUCUCCUGUAUCUGUAAUUUUCCUAACAUUACAUUAGUUAGUGUUUAGUGCUUCAGUUCUUCAUUCUCAAAACUGCAGUUUUAUCAUUACUAACAUCAGUUUCAUUGGUCCUAGAGUAAAACCCUGUGGAACUCCACAAGAUCUGCUCUAUCAAUCAACAGUCACCAGCUGUUCACUACAGUUUCUGCACUACAGUUAAUAGAUAAAUAAGGUAGUAAACACUGUAGUUCACUGAUUGGCUCUCUUGUUCUUUAUUUUUCUCUGUUUAAAUCCUGAUUCUGAGAUUCUCAGUAGGAUAAAAUACUGUAUUAACCAGAAACAAUAAUCAAUCGAACUAGUUACCAUAAUAUUAAAUUACAGAGAGCGGGAAAACUCCACACAACAGAAGAGUGAAGAACAAUUGGCCAAAGAUAUGACUGCAUGUGUGUGUAUAUGUGUAAAUGACACAUCUGUAAUUACUGUGUAUAAAUGAAAUUAAAGCAUGUGUGUGAUCGCUACAUGUGUUCCAGUUAAAUGGAUUAGUAGGUGGAUCUUGGUAGACGCUGUAGAGUUUUAGUUUGGUCGUUGGUGGUACACUGUCUGAAAAGUUUAAGUGCGCCAUAAUCAAUUCUACAGUGUAAAAUUAGAGAUUGCAAUCAAACGGCUCUAAAAACAUUCCAGCUGGUGUCUAAUAUCAUUUUAUCAACAUUAUAAAUAAAAAAAAAAUUACUGCUGAAAGGCACUCAACACAGUUCUUUGAAACCGUCUUGCUCCCCACUGAUGUAGUGUUCUGAUGUACAAUUCUCAUUGCUGAAUUAUUUCUUUGAAUCCAAGUCUAAAGUCAUGUUGUUUUCUUGAGUUAUUGUGGUUAUUUUAAUGUUGCUUUAAUUAUCAGGUUGAUUUUUUUUGGGUCUGAAUGUUUUCAUUGAAUCAUUGUUUUUUUUAGAUAAUUAAAAAAUUGCGUGUGAAAUGGAAA